Molecule: messenger RNA, 957 nt
Organism: Euleptes europaea (tarantolino)
Lineage: Eukaryota; Metazoa; Chordata; Lepidosauria; Squamata; Sphaerodactylidae
Product: olfactory receptor 5V1-like
Exons: 1
Coding region: 1-957 (318 amino acids)
Biological process (GO): G protein-coupled receptor signaling pathway
Cellular component (GO): membrane
Molecular function (GO): olfactory receptor activity; G protein-coupled receptor activity
Source: RefSeq, a predicted model, not a curated record
AUGGGAAUCAGGAAUCAGACACGAGUGGUGGAAUUUGUUUUCCUGGGUUUCUCUGGCAUUCCAAACAGCCACAUCUACCUCUUCCUGCCAUUCCUAGCCAUUUACAUGGUCACUGUAUUGGGGAACCUCAUGAUAUUUACUAUGAUUCAACUGGAUUCCAGCCUCCAUAGCCCCAUGUACUAUUUCCUCAGCCAUCUCUCCUGCUUAGAUAUCUGCCUCUCCUCGGUCACCAUCCCUAAGAUCCUGGUGAACUUCUUGCGCCAGCGACAGACCAUCUCCUACAACCAGUGCAUGGCCCAGAUGUUCUUCCUGAUCUCUUUCACGGGGACAGAGGCUCUGCUGCUGGCCAUCAUGGCCUACGACCGCUAUGCCGCCAUCUGUAAACCUCUGCAUUACUCCUUGCUCAUGAACACCAAGGUAUGCACCCUACUAGCCUUCGCCACUUGGAUCUGUGGCUUCCUGGAUUCAGCUCUUCAUACAGCUCUUGGCUCAAACUUGUACUUCUGCGAAACCAACCAGAUUCGUACCAUUUUCUGCAAUCUUCCCCCGCUAAUGAAAAUUUCUUGCAGUGAUACACAGGCCAUUGAAAUGGCAUUAGGCAUGGCAAGUCUUUUUGUGGGCGUGGCGCCCUUCUUGUUCACUAUCCUCUCGUACAUCUUCAUCCUGUCCUCCAUCUUGAGGAUCCAUUCCACCACGGGCAAGCGUAAAGCUUUUUCCACUUGUGGUUCUCACCUCACCGUUGUCAUCAUUUACUAUGGAAAUGGGUUACUUAACUACAACAGACCGAGUUCUGGGUACUCUUUGGAGAUCGACACUCUGGUCUCUACCAUGUUCUGCAUCAUCCCCCCUUUGAUGAACCCCCUCAUCUAUAGCCUCCGCAACAAGGAGGUGAAAGGGGCCCUGAAGAAGGUUCUGGAAAGCCAGAGCAAGUCUGUAUGUCUCCACACUAGAAAUUAG